AUGUCCGGUAUCCCAGCCCGUUAUGGUCGCUGGGGCCCUAUCCUGGCACCGUUCAUCGUGAUUGCCCUGAUUUUGCAUUUCCUCAGCGGCAACUUUGGGUCCAAUUCACCAAAGCACCCCGUUCCAACGGGGACUCAGGCCACAGCAGCAGCAGCUACUCCGUCGGCCGAGAACCAGACCGCACCCGCAACCGAGACAACACCGGCAUGCCCACAGCUCAAGGGCAUGGAUGAUGUGCUGGUGGUGCUCAAGACGGGAAUCACAGAAUCGCAGGAAAAGGUACCGGUGCACCUGCGGACGACACUGCGGUGUAUCCCGCACAAGGUGGUGGUGUCCGAUUUCGAGGAGGACAUCGGCGGGCUACGCACGCUGGACGUCUUCCACAACAUGUCCGAGUCGAUCAAGCAGAACAAUGAAGACUUUGCCCUGUACCUGCGCGCACGGGACGGCGGGCGCGACGCAUUGCUGGCGCAGGACCACACCAAGGUAGCCAACAGUGCUUCGGGCAUGUCGGACAACCCGGGCUGGAAACUGGACAAGUGGAAGUUCCUGCCGAUGAUCCACACGGUGCGGCACGCUCGCCCAGAUGCGCGCUGGUAUGUGUUCAUCGAGGCCGACACGUACCCCAUCUGGCCGAACCUGCUGGGCUGGCUGUCGCAUUGGAACCCGGAGGACAAGCUCUAUCUGGGGAACCAGAUGCAGAUCGGUGACAUCACUUUUGCCCAUGGCGGGUCUGGCUUUGUGUUGUCGAAUCCCGCGCUGAACGCCGUGGCCGACAUGCAUGCCAAAAAUCUUAAGGAGUGGGAUCAAAUCACCGAGGAGCAAUGGGCGGGCGACUGUGUGCUCGGCAUGGCGCUCACCAAAGUCGGCAUUGACCUGACCUGGUCCUCGCCCCAUGUUACCACCCAGUCAGUGUGGGAGCAGGAUGCUUUUGGCGACGCCUGGUGCCACCCACCGUUUACCUUCCACCACAUGACGCCGGCCGACGUGGACCGGAUGUGGGAGUUUGAGCAGCAGUGGUUCUCGAAUGAAAAGCACAAACACCUUUUAUACCGCGAUAUCUUCCGUCACCUCGUGCGGCCCACCCUGGCCGAUUAUCUGAACAAUUGGGACAACAAGGCCGACCGAGGCGACGACCAAGACGAAUACGAGGGCCCCGAGACGCCCGCAUCCUUGGUCGAGUGUGCCGACUACUGCGCCGGCGACACAAACUGCAUGCAAUACCGCCUCGACGGGAACGGCCGCUGCACGACUUCACCGAUUAUCCUGCGCGGCACUCCCGAGCCUGGCAUGAAAUCCGGGAACAUGAUGUGGCGGGUUGACGCGGCAAUAGAAAAUGCAGCCAAGUGCAAGAAGGCACACUGGGUGAGACCAUGA
This is a messenger RNA of Penicillium alfredii, 1377 nucleotides long. RefSeq lists its product as uncharacterized. The transcript has 2 exons. The coding region runs from base 1 to 1377 and encodes 458 amino acids. The record is from RefSeq and is a predicted model, not a curated record. Gene Ontology annotation, cellular component: membrane. Lineage: Eukaryota; Fungi; Ascomycota; Eurotiomycetes; Eurotiales; Aspergillaceae. Gene Ontology annotation, molecular function: glycosyltransferase activity.